AUGGCGCGCACGACCACACCACGGAAUAGUAACCGCGGCGGCGUGGCUGAGGCAACCACUGUGCAGACCUCCCCCCCAUCGGCCACUCGUCUCGAUCGACGACAGGUGUCGCCGCCCAGCGACAACAGCAUCGCCGAGCAGCUGACCACGCCGACGAGGAAACGAUCUACGCCUGCAGCUCGGAGAACGAACGGCACCGCCAGUGUCGGCGUAUACGAUGCGCCGGGCGAUGAUGGACGCGACGUCUUUGAAAACUCGCGCAAGACCGACGAACGUUACCUAUCCGUGGCAACUGCCCACAAGCCCAAUGGCAGUCGAUCGAGUCGGAAGCGGAAAGCCACAUCGGCCGAGCCUCCCGUCACAACAAACUUGGACGAAGAAAUCGACGACCGAGGGGAAGACGGCAUGCACGCGAAUGGCCACGGAGAUGACGGCGAAGAGAAGGACUCGGACGAUGGCCCCGCGCAUUCUCUGUCUGUGGCUGCAGAGACAGCAUUAGACUCUGCCAUAGACGAUGAGCCGCGCGUGGCAGGACCCGUCGAGACGCCAAGGAAGCGUGGACGGCCACCCAAGGCCCGCUUUGCCGACCGAUUCGAUUCGCCCGGCCGCUCUGUCGAGCAAACUCCCACGAGCAAACGGCGCCGUACAGGCGAUGCAUUUGCGACGCCCACCAAAUCGACGCCAACCAAGGCGGCUCGUGGCAGUGUUGCCCAGACUCCAAACACGCGGCGAACACUGGCAGACCGGUCGGCACGAAAGAAGAGCACACGUGCGCUUAUUGACCGCAUGGUGGCUGGAGCUGACGACGAUGACGAGGACGAAGCAGCUCUAAACGACGCCAUCCUUGAUGCAGACGACGAAGACGGUGAAGACGACGAGGAUCCAGAGGCUGCCGCAGAACCGGCUGCUUUCGAGCUAGGACAGGACCCCCCUGCCGUUCUCGAAGCCCACGAGGCAGCCCUUGACGCCCCAACACCGAGAAAACGCGGCAGACCACCAAAGGCCAAAGGCGCUGCAACCCCCGCAAAGGCGGCUCCUGCUGUUCCAGGUGCUAAUGGACAACCUGCCAAGCGGGGUCGUGGACGGCCGCGCAAAACGGAUACCGGUCCGUCCACCUCUACGGCUGCAGCACGAGACACCACGCCACCGCGCGACCUGCCGGCCCACGAGCACUACUUCUUCCAGAACCGCGCCGGUGCCGGCAUCAAGACGUCCAACAACACACUGGCUGCGCUGCGUCUUCUGACAUACGACGAGUAUUUUCGGCUGCGCGACGGCGGCGCGGACAACAUUGUCAACCGCCACGAAAAGCAAAUCGGCUACCUCGAAGAGCUGCAUUCGCAGUCGUUUGCACAGUGGGCGUUUGAGCUCUCGCAAGGGUUUAGUGUGUGUUUGUACGGGUACGGCUCGAAGCAGCGCGUACUGCGCGCAUUUGCGACAGCGCUGCACAAGGGCAUCCGCGACCACGACGCCCACAAGAUUGUCAUGGUGAACACAAGCACAGCCGGGGCGGCGGCCGCUGCGCCCUCGACCACAGGAGGUAGCAUGGGUAUGACCGCGUCCGCCGCCGCCUCCACGCUGCGGGACAUUAUGCUUGUCGUGGCCGCGGCCGCCGCCGGCGUGGCGUCCACAAAUGGGAAAGACGCCGCACAUACAGCAGCACCAAAGUUGCCCUCCGGGCUCGCUGCCGCGGAGCGCAUUGUAAUGUCUCUCCUGGAUAAGGCUGGCAAGGCCGAGAGCGCCUUCCGGGCCACCCUCAUCAUCAGCGGCAUCGACAGCCCCAGCCUCCGCCGCCCGGCUGCCCAGGCAACGCUCGCGCGGCUGGCCGCCCACCGCAGCAUCAGCCUGCUAUGCGCAGCCGACACGCCCGGGUUCCCGCUGCUGUGGGACGGCGCCGCGCGCAGCCAGCAGAACUUUGUGUUCCACGACGCGACGACGUUCCGGCCGCUGGCAGGGCUCGACACGGUGGACGAGGUGCACGCGUUGCUAGGGCGGCGCGUGCGGCGCGUGGGCGGCAAGGACGGCGCAGCGUUUGUGUUACGGAGUCUACCGGAGAAUGCGCGGACGCUGUUCCAGCUGCUGGUGGGCGAGGUGCUGGCGGCCGACGAGGGGCAAAGGGGCGGUGGUGGUGGCGCCGGCGGCUUCGGCUAUGACGACGAGGACGACGAAUACGGUGACAACGACGGAGGUGACCACGACGACGGAGCCGGCGAGUCGGUAGCGCUUGAGUACCGCAUGCUGUACAACAAGGCGGUCGAAGAAUUCAUCUGUAGUUCCGAGAUGGCCUUCCGGACGCUGCUGAAGGAAUUCCACGACCAUCAAAUGGUGUUGAGCCGAAAAGAUGCAUUUGGUACAGAAAUGCUAAGCCUACCAUUCCGGCGCGACGAGCUAGAGGCGCUUUUGGAAGACCUUGCCUCGUGA
Molecule: messenger RNA, 2421 nt
Organism: Sporothrix schenckii 1099-18
Lineage: Eukaryota; Fungi; Ascomycota; Sordariomycetes; Ophiostomatales; Ophiostomataceae
Product: origin recognition complex subunit 2
Exons: 2
Coding region: 1-2421 (806 amino acids)
Biological process (GO): DNA replication
Cellular component (GO): nuclear origin of replication recognition complex; nucleus
Molecular function (GO): DNA replication origin binding
Source: RefSeq, a predicted model, not a curated record